AUGCUGCAGUCGCAAUUAGAUCCUCUUCCCAACGAUCUCCCCUUUCGCAUUGUGUCGAAAACAAUCGGGCGAGGUGCCUACGCAUCAAUCAAAAAGGCGAAACCUUUAGACGGCGAAACGCCAGUCUUUGCGGUCAAACUGAUACACAAGGGCUAUGCCAUUAAGCAUGGCCGCAUAUCAGCCAAGCAGAUCGCCAUGGAGGUGUCUCUGCACUCCCACAUAGGCCAGCAUCCCAACAUCAUCGAGUGGUUCGCCACGGGUGAGGACAAUGUAUGGCGGUGGAUUGCUAUGGAGUACGCCGAGGGAGGCGACCUGUUUGACAAGAUCGAAGCCGAUGUGGGCGUCCCGCAGGACAUCGCCCAUCUCUACUUCUUGCAGCUUGUGAGCGGUGUAAGCUUCAUGCACUCCAAGGGCGUCGGCCAUCGAGACCUCAAGCCCGAGAACAUCCUCAUGUCAGAGGACGGCAACCUCAAGAUUGCCGAUUUCGGCAUGGCCACCAUGUUUGAGUACAAAGGCCAAAAGAAGCAGAGUGCCACCAUGUGUGGUAGCCCCCCCUACAUCGCGCCCGAGGUCCUGAUGAGCGCGAAGAUGGACAGGAAAGCACCAGGGGCAGUCAAAUACUCUGCGGACCUUGUCGAUAUCUGGUCCUGCGGUGUCAUCCUUUUCGUACUACUUGUCGGCAACACUCCUUGGGACGAGCCUACAUCGACCAGCUGGGAAUUCCAAGAGUACGUCCGCACCAGCGGCCGAAGCACGGACGCCCUCUGGGAGCGCAUACCGCCCGAGGCGCUCUCUUUACUGCGCGGCAUGAUGAACGUUGAGCCCAACAGACGAUUCUCUUUUGCCCAGAUCCGGCAGCACCCCUGGUACACACGUCCCAAUUCAUUGCUCACCUCUGAUGGCAAGGUGUCCAACCCCAUAGAGCUGGCCACGCAGAUGCUAGCUAAUCUACACGUCGAUACAAACCAGCAACCCACGCCCUCGCAGCGUCGUGCCGCGAUGGACACGGCCAUGGAUCUCGACAGUGCUCCCUCGGCAGAGGACUGGUCUGCCAAGUUCUCCGCUACCCAGCCAGAGGUGCCCAUCAGCGACGUGGCCUUUGAUCUCGAACGCCCAGUCAUGCGCUCUCUGGGCCAGUUCGCCGUGUCUUCGACGCAGCCGGUCUCGAGGGCCGACGCGGCCGUGACGGCCGCCCGCCCGCACCACGGCGCCCUGUUCGACAGCCUGGCGAUGGAGCCCAGCAUGAGCCAGUUCAACCACAACAACAGCAACCGCGUGCCGCUGACGCUGACGCAGAACGCCCAGCGCUUCCGCGACAUCGUGCCCUCGUACUCGCUCGCGCGCUUCUUCUCGGCCGUCCCGCCCGCCCUGCUCGUCCAGAUGCUCGGCGCCGCCCUGCACCAGCUCAACGUCCUGCUGCCCUCGGGCUACGGCGACAACCUGCGCCUCGGCGCCGACGGCCACGUCACGACGCUGCGCGUGCGCACGCUCGACGGCCGCGGCCAGAGCCUGCACGGCGAGAUCCACGUCGACCGGUACGCGCUGCCCGACGGGCAGGGCGAGGAGCUGCUCGAGGUGCGGUUCGUCAAGAUCAAGGGCGACCCGCUCGAGUGGCGCCGCUUCUUCAAGAAGAUGGUCGUGCUGUGCAAGGACGCCAUCUACAGCAACGAGGAGGGCCAGGCCUAG
This is a messenger RNA of Thyridium curvatum, 1686 nucleotides long. RefSeq lists its product as uncharacterized. Gene Ontology annotation, cellular component: cytoplasm; nucleus; site of double-strand break. The coding region runs from base 1 to 1686 and encodes 561 amino acids. Gene Ontology annotation, molecular function: protein kinase activity; ATP binding. Gene Ontology annotation, biological process: protein phosphorylation; mitotic G2 DNA damage checkpoint signaling. The record is from RefSeq and is a predicted model, not a curated record. NCBI's taxonomy places the organism in Eukaryota, Fungi, Ascomycota, Sordariomycetes, Thyridiales, Thyridiaceae. The transcript has 2 exons.